Messenger RNA from Astrephomene gubernaculifera, 1499 nucleotides. NCBI's taxonomy places the organism in Eukaryota, Viridiplantae, Chlorophyta, Chlorophyceae, Chlamydomonadales, Astrephomenaceae. The record is from the annotation of a GenBank genome assembly.
CUGGAUGUGUAUUGCGGCGCGACGGGGGCGGUGGGGGCUGGGGCGCUGGAGGUGCGCCGGGCCUGCGCGGAGAGCUUCACCGCCGUGGCGGAGCAGGCUGGUCACGAGCACUGGCCCCAGCUUCAGCCCGUUUGGGUCCGGCUGCUAGCCAGCAACGACGGCCCCUCCCUCUCCAGCCUGGUGGCCACGGCGGAGAAGCUCAUACGACUGCGAGCAGCGGCCGCCCCCGACAACACAAGCGGCAGCAGCUUGCCUGAGCUGCACCGCGCAGCAGAGCAGGUGGUUUCGGGGCCGUUCCUAGAUCAGGUGCUCCGGAACCGGCUGCAUAUGGUCGCUUCCGCCGCCGCAGCCGCACUACCCGGGCUGCUGGCGGUGUGUCCGCCGGCGAUACAGCGGGAGCUCUUGCAGCUGUUGCCGCAGCUGUGCGCCGCUCCGGAUGGACCCACGGGUCGCUGCGGCGAGUGGCGCACCCGCCUCAGCCUCGCUUCUCAGCUGCAUGCGGCCUUGCGGGCGGUGAUGGCGGCGGAGACGGGCCCGGAUGCAGCGGCAGCGGUGGCUCGGUGCGCUGUCACGCUAUGCGGUGACCCUGUGUGGGCUGUACGGCAAGCGGCGGCGGCGCAAGUGGGCGUUAUCUUGGCGGAGGCCGUGUCGGCAGCUCCGACGGCGUCAUCGGCGGCUAGUGAAGAGGCUUCACCGGUGGCGGACGCAGGUAAGGCGGCGACUGCAGCGGAGGCGGACACUGCGUCGUCUGGCCUGCCUGCAGCCGGCACUAACGCUGGGCGGCAGGAUGAAGGGGCUCCAGGCGCGUCUCCCUCGGGGAGAGGCAGCGGCGACGCUGGGUUUGGCACACCUGGCGCCGUCGCAACCACCUGUGCACCGCCCCCCUCAGUUGCUGACGCUGCGGAUUCCGAGGCCUCGACGUCGGUGCCGGCGGCGCCGGCGCAGGAAGCAGCAGCGGAGGCGGCUGACGCUGGAGGCCUGACGGAGGCUCACCGGGCCUGGCUAGCGCGUGUAGCAGAGGCCGCUGCGGCACGUGAGAGUGGCGAGGCGGGGGCUGAGGCGUUGGGUGUACUAGCCGCAUGGCUUGCGGAGGCGGCCCAGUCGGGCGGCAAGGCGGGGUUGGCGAUAGCGUCAUGCUGCUGCGUAGCGGCACUGGGGAGAUGAGAUGUACCGGUAGGUGCUUGAUGUACCGGUAGAUGUAGGUGCUUGAGAUGUAGUCUGGCGCUUGAGAGGCAUGCGUGACUGAUGGUAGGCGGUGCAUGCUGUGGAUCGCCUCCGAACGUAAUUGGCCGGGGCUUAAGAGUUCCGGGCGGUAGUCUGGUGUGUUCGCAGAUUUUGUUUUCCUUCCAAUCAGGCUGUUUGGGACAGCCAGAAGAGCUAGCCCGCUGCAACACGCUGGGGCAGGCAAAUACUUUGUGGUGUAUGAGUACAUCGGAUGCUAUUCUUCAGGUGCCAUUGCUUGUUACCCGUACUUGCCCCAAAGGGAGUACUGUAAGAAA